GUUCCGUGUCUCCCGCGUUGGCGGAAAUCGUGCCUCCGCGGACACCCGGGCUGGGCCAUGGCGUUCCGCAAAGCCUUCCAGGUGGCCUGCGGCAUCGCCGGCACCGCCGCCGUGGUGGUGGCUGCCGCGGCCACGACUCAAAGGCGCGGCGAGGGCCGGGUUGAGGCGGCGACGGUGAGCUGGAGCCCGAGCCCGCCCCUGGAGCAGCGAGGGGCCGCCGGCUGGGACUUCAACUGGGACAAGCGGGAGCCUAUUUCGUUGAUGAAACCCAAUAAGAAAAACAAAGACAAUGUUGAGGACUUUACUGCUCAACUUGAAAAUUACAAAGUCAAAGCCACAAGGCACAUCUUCCUCAUCAGACAUUCCCAGUACAAUCUGUCAGCCUCAACAGACAAAGAAAGAAUUCUGACAUCGCUGGGACGUGAACAGGCUGAACUAACGGGUCAGCGAUUGGCAAGUUUGGGAUUGAACUAUGACAUUCUGAUCCACUCCAGUAUGACCAGAGCAAAAGAGACAGCGACAAUUAUUAGUAAAUACCUGCCAGGUUUGGAAAUGAUGAGUUGCGACCUACUGAGAGAAGGAGCACCAAUUGAACCCGUGCCACCAGUCAGCCAUUGGAAACCAGAGGCUAUGCAGUAUCACGAAGAUGGUGCAAGGAUCGAAGCUGCCUUCCGACGCUACAUUCACAGAGCUGAUCUGAAGCAAGAGAACGAUAGCUAUGAGAUCAUUGUCUGUCAUGCAAACGUUAUCCGUUAUUUUGUUUGCAGAGCUUUGCAGUUUCCUCCAGAAGGAUGGCUGAGGAUGUGUCUCAACAACGGCAGCAUCACCUGGCUUACCAUCCACCCUAAUGGGAGGGUUGCACUCCGAACAUUAGGAGACACAGGCUUCAUGCCUCCUGACAAAUUAAGUCGCUAGAACAAAACUGCUGCUUGUUAUUUUCAAAAUCUUGUGCUUCAUUUUACAGUGCAAAAUGUUGUCUGAUACUUGAAACGAUAUCAGUUGUUACCAUGACUAAUUACAAGUCAGAUGUUUAUUUUAAUAACUUUUUUUCCCAAUUCUCUCUUCAUUUUCUAAUCACACCCCUGAAUCCAGGUUGUCUGAGUGUGUGUGGAACUUAAUCAAUCAGUGUUGCUUCAUUUUAAGUUGAUGACACACUUGAAUGAUGUCUCUGCCUGUGCCGUAGUAUGUUUUUGUUUGCUUUCACUCCCUUACCUCAUCAUAACCUUGUUGAGAAAUAGUACACUUAACUUGGAGGGAGAUGCAAAGUAUGGUCCUGAGUGUCAUUAUCACUGUAGCACUAACUUGCUUUUUAAAAUUUCAAAUGAUUCUCAGUUUAAAGGUUUGUUUAGUCUAUAAAAGAAUCACUUUUCUCUUGUAGAUAUAGCAUGUAAGACCAAGUACACAGUGCCUUGUGUAAUGCACUGUGGUUCAUGAGACAUGUCAUUCUUCCUGGCUCAUUGCAUAGUUAAGUCUAGCAGCACCCCUUGCUCGCUUGUGCAGGCAGGUGACCUGAGUCAGUACUGCUCAGGAGAGGGGAGAACAGUUAUGAAUCUGACCCUCCAUCAGUCAUGGCUAGUAUGAUGGAUUCAGUUGUGAUACCUCUGUGGGUGAACAGGCUAUUAAACCAUGUACGAAAUAGGAGAACUUCCAUCCAAUGAACUGUAAGUGAAAGAAUUAUUAUCUUUGUUGCACAUCACAGAUUGCUUCAGAACCAAAUGAAUUAAUUUUGAAAUAGGCACAGCUUUGGUGGGAGGGUUGAAUAAAAGUUUUACGAAACAAAUCAUUAUACUUGAUAAUUGGUGAUCAGGCUAUAGAACUUGUAUCAUGUUUUGCAUUAAACAGUUUACUGAUUAUAUCAAUUUUUUUUUCCAGGCUACAUCAAUGCAAUUUUAAAUUCAUUACAGGGCUCUGCAAAUAAAGGGUUUUUAACAAA
Stegostoma tigrinum is the source of this 1933-nucleotide messenger RNA. It is a transcript of the gene pgam5, whose product is annotated as PGAM family member 5, serine/threonine protein phosphatase, mitochondrial. Gene Ontology annotation, biological process: positive regulation of mitochondrial fission. The coding region runs from base 58 to 915 and encodes 285 amino acids. Gene Ontology annotation, cellular component: mitochondrion. NCBI's taxonomy places the organism in Eukaryota, Metazoa, Chordata, Chondrichthyes, Orectolobiformes, Stegostomatidae. The record is from RefSeq and is a predicted model, not a curated record. The transcript is spliced from 6 exons.